UGCACCAUGGGAAAACUUCUUCCGCGUUGAUCUCAGGGAGUGACAAAUGUUGCUAACUUUCUGCUCUAAAGUGGCAUUAUUACUCUACUAACUUCACUUUCUGCUCUAAAGUGGGAUUAUUACUCUACUAACUUCACUUUCUGCUCUAAAGUGGGAUUAUUACUCUACUAACUUCACUUUCUGCUCUAAAGUGGCAUUAUUACUCUACUAACUUCACUUUCUGCUCUAAAGUGGGAUUAUUACUCUACUAACUUCACUUUCUGCUCUAAAGUGGGAUUAUAAUUCUACUAACUUCACUUAAUUUACUUUCUGCAGUUAGUGUGCUAGUUAGUAAUAGUAAUAGUUAGUAGUAAUGUGUGUUAGUUAGUAAUUGAAUGUAUUAGUUGUCGCGUUAGAGUGCAAUGAGUUGUGGAAACAGAAGAAGACAACUAAGUUGAACUGAAGAAUAACCCAGCAAAGUUUACUUUUUCAUCUCACUACAUCAUCUCUUUCAUCAUGGGAUGUUGUAGCAGCACUGAGAGCAAACGGGACUGGAACCCACUACAGGAGCGCAGCUGCACGGACAUCCCAUGGCUCAUCUUCUUCAGCCUCUUCUGCGUGGGGAUGGCUUGCAUUUGUGGCUUCACCAUCGUGACCGGAGCUACCACACGGCUCGUCUACGGAUACGACAGCUUCGGUAACGUCUGCGGUCACAACAACACCAAGAUCCAGGGAGUGGAACUCAGUGGCCGGAACAUGCUCGACAACAAGUAUGUGUUCUUUCUGGACCCCUGCAACAUUGACUUCAUUAACAGGAAGAUGAAGAGCAUUUCCUUGUGUGUAGCAAAAUGUCCUGAUGCCGAACUGAAGACGCACAAUGAUUUAAAGCAGUUUGCUCUGAAUAAUGGAUCUGCGCUCUGCAGCUACGAUAUUACUCCAUCGAGAUAUCCCAGCCACUCGGAACGACUUACGAAAUGUCCCAAGCUCCCUGUUUCACGGAGUAAGUCCGUGUCGCUGUCCCAUCGUUGUGUCCCAGUGAACAUCAGCUGCUAUGCAGAGCUGGCCCUCUCCUUCUUCAACUUAGUGAGUGACAACAGCGUGGUGCAGCGAGUGGUGGCGGGAGUGAUGGCCAGCAAGGACAUCAUUGUGGGACUCUGCGUGCUGUCCUUAGUUCUCUCCUUGCUGAUGAUGGUGGUCAUCCGCUACAUCUCCAAAGUGAUGGUGUGGAUCAUCACUAUCCUCACCGUCAUUGGCACCAUAGUGGGAACAGGCGUCCUCUGGUGGCUGUAUGCGGACCACAGGAAAGCGCUGAAAAACAACACUGCCUCCGUCUUUGGGAGAGAAGUGGCAAGUGACAACGUGAAGGCACUCCUGGUGUACGCCAUCUUUGCUACAGUUUUCACGGUGGUUCUCCUGCUCGUCAUGGUCAUCAUGAGGAAGCGUGUGGCGCUGACAAUUUCGCUGUUCCAUGUUGCCGGAAAAGUCUUCAUCCAUAUCCCUCUGCUGGUCCUGCAGCCUUUUUGGACCUUCCUCUGCCUCAUCCUCUUCUGGGUCUACUGGCUGGCUGUGCUCCUGCUCCUCGGCAUGUCAGGAAGUGCGGUGAAGAACAACUCCACCAACUUGGUGGAAUACCAGAUAAGCGGACCUGCUCAGUACUUGGUGUGGUAUCACGCUGUGGGGCUGAUUUGGAUCAGCGAGUUCAUCUUUGCCUUCCAGCAGAUGAGCAUCGCUGGUGCUGUGGUCACCUACUACUUCACAAGGGAUAAGUCCCGCUUGCCGGCCACUCCCAUCCUGUCCGCCAUGCUUCGAACCCUGCGCUACCACCUGGGCACUCUGGCCAAAGGCUCCUUCAUCAUCACGCUGGUCAAGAUCCCUCGUAUCAUCCUGAUGUACAUUCACAGCAAACUGAAAGGAAAAGAGAACGCGUGUGCUCGCUGCAUGAUCAAAUGCUGCGUGUGCUGCUUGUGGUGUCUGGAGAAGUGUCUGGCCUACUUGAACCAAAACGCCUACACGGCCACGGCCAUCAACAGCACCAACUUCUGCACCUCGGCACGCGACGCCUUCACCAUCCUGGUGGAGAAUGCUCUGCGAGUGGCGGCUCUCAACACCGUGGGCGACUUUGUUCUCUUUUUGGCCAAGGUGCUCAUCGUGGCCUGUUCGGCCUUUGCCGGCGUGCUGGCGCUCAACUACCAGAGGGAGUACACGGUGUGGGUGCUUCCUCUCCUCAUCAUCUGCCUCUUCGCCUACAUGGUGGCCCACUGCUUCCUCUCUGUCUUCGAAAACGUGGUGGACGUCCUCUUCCUGUGCUUCGCCGUCGACUCCAAGUACAACAAUGGCAGUCCUGGACGGGAAUACUUCAUGGACAAGUCUUUAAUGGAGUUUGUUGAGAACAGCAAGAAAAGCUCUCGCCACAAAGCGGAGGAUGGCAGCGGGCGAGAGAUGAAGCCUAUGGCUCAGUGAAAGGGGCCGUUACAGACGGGGCUGCCUAGAGGGCGCUCACGGUCCAACAACGUUGUGUAAGCCCAGUCCAAGGAACACUCCCACCAAUGAGUUUGUUGUCAGCUAUAACCAUUUAGCUAACUAUUCACUCACCUUGGCUAUCAUUGACGUAACAUGACUGCUAAUUGUUGCUCAAUAGUGAGAGACAACCACUCAUAAUAUUAUUGUGAGAGACAAGCAUCAACGCCACUCAUAUUAUUUGUCCUAUUUUGCUUCAAUUUCAUUUGCAAUUCUAAGAAAUACUGACUUUUUUAUGUUAUAUAUCUUUUUUGAAACCACUAAUUGUAACAUAUGCUUGUUGCAAUUCAAAUUUGCAUUUGGGGAACUUUUUAUUUAUUUUGCCUGUCGUUCACAAUCAUUAUGAGAGACAAGAAGACAUAAUGUUUUGUCUCGUGGCUAGCAAUGCAGCUAGCAAUGUUAGCAAUCAAUUCUACCUCUGAAUCACUUUAAAAUGCAUUCAAUAACCGUCAACAAUACUUCAUUUAUGUUGUGUAACAUGUAUAAUAACAAACUGUAGCAACGUUGUUAUUGUGAGAGCGAACACGGGGGAACUCUUUUUGCUAGCUGUAAAAGCUAACUACGGAAAGAGAUAAGCUAUCUUCUAGAUGAGCACAAAACACACGUGUGUUUGUAACACACAACACAAUGAGAUAGGACACUAAUAUGUACUGAGUGAAAAACAUCAACAAUCAUAUUACAGUAUCUGUCAAGUAUUAUUUCAUCUUUUGUUUCUAUCAUGGUCAAUAUUAAAGUCACACACUCCAUGGACAGUUGUGCGUUUAGCCCAUGUUUUUUCCAAGGUUUUAUUUGGGUAAGCACUCCGUGCUUACCCAACUAUGUUGAAAUAGCUUUGUUUCAAUUUACACAAUUACAGCACCAAAGUGACUUCACCUCAGUCUCUGGGCUUCCAUCUUCUCCGACAUUUCACUCUUCCUUCAUACUUCAUCCUCUGUAUAUUCAGCUUCAAAAAGAUAAGGUCGUGUAUCCGUGGACAGUUGUGCGUUUGGUCCAUGUUUUUUCCCGUGUUAUUUGGGUAAGCACUCCAUUUAUGUUCAAAUAGCUUCGUUUCAAUUUCCACAAUUACAGCGCCAAAGUGACUUUCACCUCACUCUCUGGGCUUCCGUCUGCUCCGACGUCUCACUCUUCCUUCAUGCUGGCUUCUAGAAGCAGUAGUUCAUCCUCCGUAUAUUCAUCAUAUUACAGUAUCUGUCAAGUAUUAUUUCAUCUUUUGUUUGUACACAGCUAGCCAGACAGUGUGUGUACUGUAGUUGUAAUAACACACAUGACGUGUAUCAUGAUCCAUAUUAAAGUGACACACUCCGUGGACAGUUGUGCGUUUGGUCCAGGUUUUUUCCCGUGUUAUUUGGGUAAGCACUCCAUUUAUGUUGAAAUGGCUUCGUUUCAAUUUCCACAAUUACAGCUCCAAAGUGACUUUCACCUCACUCUCUGGGCUUCCGUCUUCUCCGACGUCUCACUCUUCUUUCAUGCUGGCUUCUAGAAGCAGUAGUUCAUCCUCUGUAUAUUCAGCUUCAAAAAGAUAAGGUUGUGUAUCCUCAUUUGUCCAAAAAUUGCAGUCUUCGUUGUCCGUUACCAAGUCUGCCAUGAUUGCAACACACUUGCAUUUUUUUGUUCAGAAGAAGUGGUAAGUGCACUUCUAUGGAAACAGUUAAUAUUGUCAUGAAGAUGUCUGUUACUACAUAUAUUAUAUAUAUUUGCAACAAAAGAGGUGUGUUCUUGUCUCAUAAUGAUUGUGAACAAAAGGCAACAUUAUAAACAAAGUGCAUGACAUAGAGCAGCAUUAAGUGAUGUUAAAAAAGGCCCAAAAAGAGCGAAAACCGAUUGGAAGUGUUUUGUUUUUGUCUGCCACUCAUGUUUGUGGUUGUGUUACAUCAUUGUUUACACUCUAAAUAGAUAUUUGAUUCUAUUUGAAAGGGGACCUAUGUUGAUUGUUCCUCUUUGUGACUUGUUAAACAAUGUCAAAGUGUCCAUUUCUAAGGUUGCUGCAUUUGUCCGUGAGCUUUGAAAGGCCGGCGUUAUUGCAGUCUGCUCACAAGGAGGCGGAGCUUCUUAUUUUGGACAAACAGUAAAGCUCUCAGCCAGAUGGGGGAGGAGCUGAAACACAAGGAAAGGUAGGAUGAAGCAUGUUCAUCUCAUGGUGACACUGCAACAUGCAGUGUUAACUUAUCCAGACUUAAAUGUAACAUGCAGUGUUAACUUAUCCAGACUUAAAUGUAACAUGCAGUGUUAACUUAUCCAGACUUAAAUGUAACAUGCAGUGUUAACUUAUCCAGACUUAAACGUAACAUGCAGUGUUAACUUAUCCAGACUUAAACGUAACAUGCAGUGUUAACUUAUCCAGACUUAAACGUGACAUGCAGUGUUAACUUAUCCAGACUUAAAUGUAACAUGCAGUGUUAACUUAUCCAGACUUAAAUGUAACAUGCAGUGUUAACUUAUCCAGACUUAAAUGUAACAUGCAGUGUGCAGGUGUUAACUAUCCAGUUUUAAAUGGUGAUACCUUGCAGGGGGCGGGGCCUACUUUCAUUUGGGAAGGCCUCCACAAACAUAGACAGGAAGUAGUUAUGAAUGUGACACCUAAUGGAUACAUAUUAUCUUGACCACCAGGACAUGUAGAUGAAAAUCACCAUAGGGCCCCUUCUAAUAUUAACCAGGGACGAAACAUGGUUGAACAUGUUUGCUUGUAUUUCUAGGACGCUUGGCAGUAACCCUUGUCUAGAGUUCUUUUUUCUAUUUCAAAUAAAAGCCAAA
Entelurus aequoreus (snake pipefish) is the source of this 5247-nucleotide messenger RNA. RefSeq names its product choline transporter-like protein 1. Gene Ontology annotation, cellular component: membrane. Gene Ontology annotation, biological process: transmembrane transport. Gene Ontology annotation, molecular function: transmembrane transporter activity. The record is from RefSeq and is a predicted model, not a curated record. The coding region runs from base 496 to 2439 and encodes 647 amino acids. Lineage: Eukaryota; Metazoa; Chordata; Actinopteri; Syngnathiformes; Syngnathidae. The transcript has 16 exons.